AUGGUUCUUCCGCAGAUCUGUGCGCGCCGCGGCGGCAAGGCCUAUCGGUACCUUGCAGCCUUCCUUACGCAGCAGCGCGCAUAUGCCUCUGCUGCUGCAGAGAAGGAUCUGGUUGUAAUUGGCGGUGGUCCGGGUGGCUAUGUGGCAGCCAUCAAGGCAGGGCAGCUCGGCUUGAGCGUGGCGUGCGUGGAGGGCCGUGGGGCGCUUGGUGGAACUUGUCUGAACGUGGGAUGCAUCCCGUCCAAGGCCUUGUUGAACAGCAGCCACAAGUACGCGGAGGCUAAGUCCCAUUUCGCCGGGUACGGCAUCAAGGUCGGUGACCUUUCGUACGACUUUUCUGCCAUCCAAAAGCAGAAGGACACCACUGUGGCGGGGCUGACCAAGGGCAUCGAGGGGCUGUUCAAGAAGAACAAGGUUGACUACGUGAAGGGGUGGGGCAAGCUGGUGAGCGGCACCGAGGUGGAGGUCGCGGGGCUGGACGGCACCACCACCCGCCUCAAGGCCAAGAACAUCCUGCUGGCCACGGGCUCCGAGGUCACACCGCUGCCGGGGGUGCCCAUUGACGAGGAGAAGAUCGUGUCCUCCACGGGCGCACUGGCUCUCAAGUCGGUCCCCAAGGAGCUUGUGGUUAUCGGUGCGGGCUACAUCGGCCUGGAGAUGGGCUCCGUGUACCAGCGACUGGGGGCCAAGGUUGGGGUGGUGGAGUUCCUGGAUACGAUCGUGCCGUCGAUGGACUCGGAGGUCCGUCGUGCGUUCCAUCGCACCCUGGAGAAGCAGGGCCUCAGGUUCAAGAUGAACACCAAGGUCACCAAGGGUGAGGUGGUCGGGGGCCGCGUGAAGUUAACCCUGGAGUCCUCCAAGGGGGGGGCCGUGGAGAGCAUGGAGUGCGAUGUGUGCCUGGUGGCCAUUGGUCGUCGUCCGUACACUCAGGGUCUGGGUCUCGAGCAGCUGGGCAUCAAGAAGGACGCCCGGGGCCGUGUGGAGGUGGACUCCAACUUCCGUACCAACAUCCCCACGGUGUACGCCAUCGGUGACAUCAUCAAGGGCCCUAUGUUGGCGCACAAGGCAGAGGAGGAUGGCGUGGCGGCGGUGGCGUACGUGGGACUGACCGAGGAUGAGGCCAAGGCCAAGGGGCUCGACUACAAAACCGGAAAGUUCUCCUUCAUGGCCAACAGCCGUGCCCGCGCAGUGGGCGACACAGACGGCAUGGUCAAGAUCAUUGCGGAGAAGGGCACCGACAAGCUGCUGGGGAUGCACAUCAUGGGCCCCAACGCGGGUGAGAUGAUCCAUGAGGGGGUGCUGGCGCUGGAGUACGGCGCCAGCGCGGAGGACAUUGCGCGCACCUGCCACGGUCACCCCACCUUGUCGGAGGCGGUCAAGGAGGCGGCGCUAGCCACCGCCUUUGGCAAGCCCAUCCACAUGUAA
Molecule: messenger RNA, 1425 nt
Organism: Volvox carteri f. nagariensis
Lineage: Eukaryota; Viridiplantae; Chlorophyta; Chlorophyceae; Chlamydomonadales; Volvocaceae
Gene: dld1
Product: dihydrolipoamide dehydrogenase mitochondrial precursor
Exons: 11
Coding region: 1-1425 (474 amino acids)
Cellular component (GO): mitochondrion; oxoglutarate dehydrogenase complex
Molecular function (GO): flavin adenine dinucleotide binding; dihydrolipoyl dehydrogenase (NADH) activity
Source: RefSeq, a predicted model, not a curated record